Rhinocladiella mackenziei CBS 650.93 is the source of this 1203-nucleotide messenger RNA. RefSeq lists its product as uncharacterized. The coding region runs from base 1 to 1203 and encodes 400 amino acids. The record is from RefSeq and is a predicted model, not a curated record. Gene Ontology annotation, biological process: fungal-type cell wall organization. The transcript has 3 exons. NCBI's taxonomy places the organism in Eukaryota, Fungi, Ascomycota, Eurotiomycetes, Chaetothyriales, Herpotrichiellaceae. Gene Ontology annotation, cellular component: fungal-type cell wall; plasma membrane.
AUGUCUUUCUCAAAAUUCAUCCUCCCUGCUCUCGCUCUCGCGAGCUCCGCCCUCGCACAAGGUGACGUCUGCGAUGGCCCUUCCAUCACAAUUGCAAGCAGCACAGAUGCUGAACAGAUCGCCAACUGCCAAACAUACGACGGAGAUGUCAUUAUUGAUUCCACUGCCUCAGGACAAGUUGCCAUCAACGGGGUUCAACAGAUUACGGGUGAUUUUUCCUGCGACAACGCUACCCAAUUGACGGCCAUUACCUCCGAUCAGCUGAACUCCAUUGGCGGUACUUUCAGUUUGACCGGUCUUACCAUUUUAUCCACCCUUCAAUUCGACUCCCUCACCGCAGUAAAUCGAAUCAACUGGGUUGGGCUUCCUGCUCUGCAAAGCUUGAACUUUGCCCAGGGCGUGUCGAGAUCCAACCAGAUCUACAUCUCCAACACCCAGUUGAACAACAUCAAUGGUAUCGAGUUGACCGCCGUGGGGAACAUGGAUAUCAACAACAACCCCUAUCUCACCUCGGUCAAUGUCAACGAUCUGUCUAAUGUGACCACCUUUCUUUCGUUCUCUGCCAACGGACGUGACUUGGAAAUCAGUUUCCCCAACCUCGAAGACGCGGCCAACUUGACUUUCCGAAAUGUCAGCAAGAUUGACAUGCCAUCCCUCGCCAAUGUCGCCGGCUCCAUGGGUUUCUACUCUGACUCCUUCAAGACUUUCUCGGCCCCCAACUUGACUCAAACUGGUGGCACAUUGGCCUUCGUCGACAGUCCUGACUUGAGCAACUUGUCUUUCCCUUCGCUCACUCAGAUUGGGGGUGGUUUCUUGAUCGCAAACAACACCGAUCUCAAGACUAUUAGCGGUUUCCCCAAGUUGGAGACCAUUGUCGGUGCUCUUGACUUCGCAGGUACAUUCAAUAGUGUUACCAUGCCUUCCCUUACCGAUGUUCGUGGUGGAUCCAAUGUCCAGACCACCUCGACCAACGAAACCAUCUGUGACGUCUUCGACACUGCUCACGAAAGGGGAGUUAUCAAGGGUGUCAACACCUGCAUCACCAACAAGGCCAACCCGGAGACGAACCCAUCGGCCACUAGCGGUGGUUCCUCUUCAACUUCCACAAGCAGCUCCGACAACACCAACGCCGCCAAUGCUUUUGGUCCUCAAGUUCCUAUGACGGGCUUCAGCGCCCUGAUUGCUGCCGUUCUCUUCAUCUAA